Molecule: messenger RNA, 3058 nt
Organism: Zootermopsis nevadensis
Lineage: Eukaryota; Metazoa; Arthropoda; Insecta; Blattodea; Termopsidae
Product: E3 ubiquitin-protein ligase RNF185
Biological process (GO): ubiquitin-dependent protein catabolic process
Cellular component (GO): endoplasmic reticulum
Molecular function (GO): ubiquitin protein ligase activity; metal ion binding
Source: RefSeq, a predicted model, not a curated record
CGCUUCCUAUUGUGUUGUAAUCAGCUGCAAAAGAUUGUUAUCUCGCACUAAUUUAUAUAUCACCGUAAUGAUUAACUGCUGAAAUUGUCAGUAAAUUGUGAGAGUGGAACUUUACAGAGUUGGCUAGAAGAAUGGCAGCGGCAAACGAACCAGGUUCUUCGAGAAACAAUAAUGGAGAAGAAAAGGAAAAAGAUGAAAAGAUGUUCGAAUGCAAUAUCUGCCUAGAUACUGCAAGAGAUGCAGUGGUCAGCAUGUGUGGACAUUUAUUUUGUUGGCCAUGUUUGCAUCAGUGGUUAGAGACUCGCCCAAACCGCCAGGUAUGCCCUGUUUGUAAAGCAGCCAUCAGCAAGGAGAAGGUUGUUCCUCUAUAUGGGAGAGGAAGUACCAAACAGGAAGACCCCAGAAAUAAAGUUCCUCCUCGGCCACCUGGGCAACGUUCUGAGCCUGAAAACAAUGGUGGAUUUCCUGGUUUUGGAUUUGGGGAUGGUGGUUUCCACAUGUCAUUUGGAAUUGGUGCCUUUCCAUUUGGAUUUUUCACCUCUUCAUUUAAUUUUGGAGAUGCUAGGCCAAGUGCAGCUCCCCGAGGAACCCCACAGUUUGGGGAAGAACAUUUUCUGUCUAAAGUGUUUAUAUGGGUGGCUGUAAUUUUCUUUAUUUGGCUCUUAAUGGCAUAGUACUACUGAUCUCCACUUAUUUCAAAGUCACUCAGUGAUAAAUGCUGGAAAUUACAAUAGUGUCUCAGGAUUUGGCAAGCAUAUUUGAUUUGGUAAAGCGAAGACAGACACCAAUAGAAUUGGGUAAUGAGGAUUUACUGUUUAUAUUGCAUUUAAAGUUUGAAAACUGAAAUUUGAGAGGAAUAUCAAAUUGAUUUCAAAUUGCAAACUUAUGAAGUUAUAUUAUAAAAUUCAUUACGCAUUGCCCCAUAAUGAAGCAGAGUUCAAUAAUAUAAUAAUAAUAAUUCAAGAACAAUAAUAAUAAUAAUAGAAUUUAAUAUAUACUCUAUGUUACCUUCAUUUUCAUUUUAAUAACAUAUUUUGAUAUACUCUUGUAAAUACUUUCCUGUUACUUUUUGAGUUUAAGUUUUUCUUUAAUGGGUUGUUGACAUGAAUUCAUGUUUUGCAUACUGUCGCUGUAAGAAAGCCCUACAUAUUUAACAUUAUAUCUGGCUUGUAUGGCCCCAUAUGAAUAUUUAAAAAUAUAAUGGGACCUAGAAGUUCAAGCCACUGUGUUAACCUUCUUCCCUUUGUUGUCCUGUUCUUUCUCUUUGGCAUUUGUCACUCUAUCAGUCACCUUGAUUUUCGUUAUGGUUGGUUUUAUCAAACUCUUUAUGUAGAGAAACUGAAGGGUCUAAUUGUUUGACUUUAACUUUUGGAAAAUUACAAAAAAACAUAUUUAAAAAUUAAAAUUCUUGCUUAAAACCUCUACAUUGCAUGGCUCUAUUUUUGUUCUAACAGUGUAAAUAAUGACUUUAGCCACACCCACCUUCCAUUAAUAUAUUGGGUGAUUUUUAUUUAUGAAACAAUUUAAAACUAAAUUAUGGACAGAACUGAAGAUACUCUGUUUCUACACUGGAUACUUUAAUUCAUGAGGAAUACCACAGAAAGAACAAUCAAAUGAAAAUUGGUGGUACCUGUGUAGUAAUCUUCUUCAGCACCAGUUAGAAACAAAUCACACUUACAUUUUGAUAAUGUGCUUAUCUACUCAUUUUUUAUAAAUUGAAUAUUCCGCUGUUCUGAUUUUGACAAGUCUUGGAAUAGUGACCAACUGUUCACAUACAAUCAAUUCUUCAUUAUGAUUAAUACUACUGGGACAUUGUCUGUUGGCUAGUAUUCCGAACAGAACAUAAGUAUCAGAAACCUGAUCUGUUUCCACCCUCAGGUGAAAAUGUGGAGAGUACCUACUCAUUUGGGUCAUUCACUGACAGAUUGAUUCCUUCUGUCAGACCACAGUGAAUAUGUACUGUGAGUGGAGAAUUGACUCAGCCUUGAAGCUGUGUUGUUAUGCUGAAUAUUGUCCUAAAAGCAUUGCCUCUUAUUAAAAAUGUUCCACUCCUGGAGCAGUCUGCAUGAUAGUUUAUACUGUGGGUGUGUAACAAGUGACAUGACAAAAACUAAAUUCUGUAUGAGUCAAAGCACUGCAAAGCUAGAAAAGUAAUGGAGAACUGAGAGUAUGCUGAUGUUUCUUUUCCAGAUAAUAGAACAGCUGUGUCCCUGCACAGAUUUGUACUUCUGUUUGAAGGUCAAUUCUCCUCUCUGACAGACAGUACUCCCACAUUUUCACCUGAGGACAGGAACAGAUCCAAUUUCUGAAAUAUUGUAGAUGAUGGACAAAUUCCAGAAACUCAGGAAUAUUAUUUGCAUAUAAGUCUAAAAAAAUAGCUCAUCCACAACAUUCUUCUGUUCCCUUCUUCUAUACUUUACAAUGUUCAUUAAUUUGUGCAUUAAUAGAGAGCAGAUUGUUCUAAUUUUGUGAAAUCUUUGAGGGAGAAAUCGUCCAGCACAGUUUCUGAAACCCAUCCAUUUACUGUGUUUAGUUUGGAACAUAUAUUGAAACAUAUGUUAUGGAAGAAUAUUUCCGUUUCCUUUACUGUAAGAUUAUAGUAACAUAACAUUCUUUCCAACUUAAUGUGUGUGAAAAUUUAUACAUUCCCCAUUAUCAUUUACUUUGUUCUUGACUACUGUUAUUGCUUUGGAAUAUGUGUUGUGUAGCAGUAAUGUGAAUGGAAUGUGUAACCACUAGUUGGAUUAUAAGUUAUAACUUGUACAGAACUGUAGUUUGAAUUUAUAGGCAUGAAAACAGAAUAAUACAACAGGACGAUAAAUGUGUAUGUGAUGGAUUUCUGCAAUUUCAUACUGGAAUUAGUUUUGUAUUCUUGGUGCAAGAGGUAUAUGGGAAGUAUCAUAGUAACUGCAUAUCUUUUCAGUCAACACGUUGAACACAUUGUAAAUGAAUGACUCAAAGUUUCUAAAAUAAAGAUUUGUUAUCUGUAUCUUGUAAUUUUCUGGCGUAUUUUGCUAGUCAUAUGUCUUACAUAAUAAAAUCUCAGUAUGAUAAACUU